GUUAGCAAUACAACAAAUAGAGACAAUGGUUCUCCUUAGAGAGCACAUGAUAUGCACUCAGUCAUUAGCUAUGAAAAAAAAAACAUUUGCGCUUCUUCGACUUAUCCGAAACCUAACGAGAGAGAGAGAGAGAGAGAGGAUGCUGCUUCAGGCGGUCCAAAACCGCAAUGUUCCACUGGCUUCCUCCGCCUCGUAUUCCGGUCUCCCUCGCUGCAGAUCUCCUGCCAUCUCCGUAGCUCUGUCGAAGAAGACGGCAGCAAUCGUGUGUUCCAUCUCCCAGGUUUAUGGCUACGGCACGGUGGAUUACGAGAGAAGGCCGAUUAUCCAGUGGAAUGCCAUCUACAAGAAGAUAUCUCUGAUGGAGAAGCCGGAGCUCGGCGCUGGUUCCGUCUUGAAUCAGUGGGAGAAAGGAGGCCGCAAGCUUACCAAGUGGGAGCUCUGUCGGGUCGUCAAGGAGCUUCGCAAAUACAAGCGUCCCAACCAAGCUCUUGAGGUGUACGACUGGAUGAACAACAGAGGCGAAAGGUUUCGAUUGUCUGCAAGUGAUGCUGCAAUCCAGCUUGACCUAAUCGGAAAAGUGCGUGGCAUUUCAGACGCCGAAGAGUUCUUCCUCACGCUCCCUGAGAACUUCAAGGACCGGAGAGUUUAUGGUUCCCUCCUCAAUGCCUAUGUGAGGGCCAAGUCUAGAGAAAAAGCUGAAUCCCUGCUCAGCACCAUGAGGGAGAAAGGAUACGCCCUGCACCCGCUUCCCUUCAACGUCAUGAUGACUCUCUACAUGAACCUUAGGGAGUUCGACAAAGUCGACGCCAUGGUCUUCGAGAUGAAGCAGAAAGAUAUACGUCUCGACAUUUACUCCUACAACAUCUGGCUCUCCUCCUGCGGCUCCCUAGGAUCUGUUGAGAAAAUGGAACUAGUGUACCAGCAGAUGAAAUCAGAUGUUGCUAUUAAUCCCAACUGGACCACUUUUAGCACUAUGGCCACCAUGUACAUUAAGAUGGGCGAAACUGAGAAAGCCGAAGAUGCACUGAGGAAGGUUGAAGCAAGGAUUACUGGUCGUAAUCGCAUUCCAUAUCACUACCUCUUGAGUUUGUACGGCAGCGUUGGUAACAAGAAAGAGCUGUACCGGGUCUGGCACGUCUACAAAUCUGUUGCCCCGAGCGUUCCCAAUUUGGGUUACCAUGCUUUGGUCUCGUCGCUGGUGAGAAUGGGAGAUAUUGAAGGGGCCGAGAAGGUAUACGAGGAAUGGCUUCCAGUCAAGUCUUCUUAUGACCCCAGGAUACCAAAUCUUCUCAUGAAUGCGUAUGUCAAAAACGACCAACUAGAGAAAGCUGAGGGGUUGUUCGACCACAUGGUUGAAAUGGGAGGAAAACCGAGUUCAAGUACGUGGGAGAUCCUAGCUGAUGGUCAUACCAGAAAGAGGUGUAUUCCAGAGGCUUUGACUUGUCUGAGAAAAGCUUUUUCUGCUGAAGGGUCCAGCAAUUGGAGGCCUAAGGUGUUGAUGCUGUCGGGCUUCUUUAAGCUCUGUGAAGAGGAAUCGGCUGUUACUAGUAAAGAGGCCGUUUUGGAAUUGUUGAGGCAGUCCGGGCAUCUUCAAGACAAAUCAUACCAAGCUCUUAUUGAUGUGGUGGACGAAAACAACAGUGAAAACGAUUCCCAUGACCAUGAGAGUGACGUGCUUCUAACGCAGCUACAAGAUGAUUUGUAAUCAAAUAUAGUCACCUAGAUCUUGCUUUAAAAGACGAAUCUUUUUGUAACCGGAAUCAACUGCCUAGUGAAACAUGAAUGUUCGUAAGA
Messenger RNA from Camelina sativa (false flax), 1794 nucleotides. Its product is annotated as pentatricopeptide repeat-containing protein At1g02150. Gene Ontology annotation, cellular component: mitochondrion. NCBI's taxonomy places the organism in Eukaryota, Viridiplantae, Streptophyta, Magnoliopsida, Brassicales, Brassicaceae. The record is from RefSeq and is a predicted model, not a curated record. Gene Ontology annotation, molecular function: protein binding.